GUUGUUUAUGGAAAGUGAGGACGGAGGAGACAACGCAGCACACAAAUCUACAAUAAUUAUAUAGAAAUGGAUUAUAAGGAGCUGAGAAGGAAGAUUGAGACCUUCAGCCUGGACGAUGGAGAUCUGGGCAACCAGGGCUAUGAGAGGGUCCUCCUCCAGCUGUUUGGCUACCUGGGUCAUGGUAAAUCCUCCUUCAUUAACUCCUGUAAGUAUGUUCUGGAUGACGGGAGGGCAUUUGUAGUGUAUGCUGAGGCUGGACAGAGGGAAGAUGGAGGAAGCAUGACUAUGAUAAGGAAAUCCUAUAAACUCACCUCCAAUAUCACCAUGGUGGACAACCGAGGCUGUAAAUCCAUAACCAACUUUGAACGGGCCGAGGUCUACGCCCAACUCGGAAAUUUUCACCCAUUGGAUAAGCCUGUGGAGUGGAAAGAGAACUUUAAGGAAGCGAUGUCGGCCUUGGAAGAGAGUGAACUGAACAAGAAUACUACAGACUUUCUAGUUCCCAUAUUCAUCUACAGUGCUGCAUACAAUCUUCCAGAACAUGAACAGGAGGAUGUGAAAGCUUUUCUUGAGAACUGUGACAAGAUGACAGGAGUUGUCCCCAUCGUUGUUCUCACCAAAAAAACCAAUGGAGAUUUCUUUGACUUGGAGAAAAGAUUCAGACUUAUGGGAGCGGAGACCGUGAUCUCCAUCGAGAAUUACACAAAGGAAAGCAAUGUGAAAACUCUGAAGAGAACCACCGACAUCCUGACGAUCAUCGUACAUGCCCUGGACAACGUCACAUACCGCCUGGGUCUGCCAAGAGACCCGAAGAAAGAUCGCAUAGAGAGGAAGAAAUUCCUCCUCAACUACAUCCACGAGGCGGAGCUUAGAUAUGAAGAUCCGAAAGCAAUAAAGGAAGACACAAACAAGAAAGAGAAGAAGGAGAAGAAAAAAUCAAAGGGGUCUUGUGUGGUUCAACCCUCUUCCAUGGUCUCAUCGAGGGGUGGGGAGUACGUGGUGCAACUUAACAGCAUAAAAUGGAGUAAAAAUGAAUCAAAACCACGAUCCUUCCCCUUUAACGCAGCAAUAGGCGUCAUUGUGAAACCUUUUCGAAGGGGUAAAACAGAAAGUAAUAGAGCAGAAGUGUUGGAAGUGAGGACGGAGGUGAAAACACAGCACACAACAAACUCAGAAAUGGAAUAUAAGGAGCUGAGAAGGAAGAUUGAGACCUUCAGCCUGGACGAUGGAGAUCUGGGCAAUCAGAGCUAUGAGAGGGUCCUCCUCCAGCUGUUUGGUUGCACUGGUCAUGGUAAAUCCUCCUUCAUCAACUCCUGUAAGUAUGUCCUGGCUGGUGGAGGGCCAUUUGUGGAACAUGCUCAGGCUGGAGAGAAGUUAGAUGGAGGAAGCAUGACUAUGAUAAGAAAAUCCUAUAAACUCACCUCCAAUAUCCUCAUCGUGGACAACCGAGGCUGCGCAACCAUGACCGACUUUGAACGGGCCGAGGUCUAUGCCCAGCUCGGAAAUUUUCACCCACUGGAUCAGCCUGUGAUGUGGAAAAAGAACUUUAAGGAAGCGAUGUGGGCCUUGGAAGAGAGUGAAUUGGACAAAAAUACUACGGACUUUCUUGUCCCCAUAUUUGUCUACAGUGUUGAACACAUCCUUCAAAGCCAUGAACAAGAGGAUGUGAAAGAUUUUUUUGAGAACUGCAAAAACAUGACAGGAGUUGUCCCCAUCGUUGUCCUCACCCAUAAAUCUUGCGAACAUUUUUCCAAAGUUCAGAACCAGUUUGAACGUAUGGGUGUGGAGACUGUGAUCGGCGUAGAAAAUUACACAAAGAUGAGCACCAAGAAAACUGUGAAGGAGAACACAGAACUCCUCCUCGGGGUCAUCGUACAUGCCCUGGAGAACGUCACAUUCCGCCUGAGUCUGCCAAGAGACCCAAAGAGAGAGCGGAUAGAGAGGAAGAAGUUCCUGCUCAACUACAUCCACGAGGCGGAGCUUAAAAAUCAGCAACAAACAAUGGAAGACAGCCGCAAUGAGACAGGAUCAGGGUUCCCGGUCCAAGUAACAAUCGUGGCGCUCGAAGUGACGAUCACGGAUGGCGCCGUGCACAGCAGUCAAUGGAAAAUAGAAAUCACCAGCUCUCAGUAA
Messenger RNA from Nanorana parkeri, 2133 nucleotides. RefSeq lists its product as uncharacterized. The record is from RefSeq and is a predicted model, not a curated record. The transcript has 10 exons. Lineage: Eukaryota; Metazoa; Chordata; Amphibia; Anura; Dicroglossidae. Bases 67 to 2133 code for a protein of 688 amino acids.